Linum trigynum is the source of this 1080-nucleotide messenger RNA. NCBI's taxonomy places the organism in Eukaryota, Viridiplantae, Streptophyta, Magnoliopsida, Malpighiales, Linaceae. The record is from the annotation of a GenBank genome assembly.
AACUAUCUCGUUAUCAAAUAACAAAAAAGCACAACUAUCUCUCUUGGUGAAGAUGUUCUUCUCAAACAAUAUCUUUCCCCUAGUCCUCGCUCGACGCCUCCUCACUUGCUCCCUCUUGAAUCAUACGACGCCUUUUGCGAGCUAUGUCGACUUGAGCAGCGACCUCCUUUGCAUCAACGAGAACAACCUCUUCUGCCCCUUUUCAAGGCCUACGCGGGGUGACAUAGUGCCUCAUGAUGAGGGUGACAGGUAUAAGGACGGAUGGUUCCUUGAAAAUAUAAUCAUCCAUUGGAAUAUCCAGAUUGGCAAGCAGAAGGCUUAUGUAUCCAUCAAAUGGCAAACUCCCACUGUACUCGUCACUACUUGCUCUGAUCAUGCAGCCGAAAAGCAAGUGGGAAUAGUCAAGCGUGCAUCAAGCCAAGGAAUUGGAGAUCUCUCAAAUAUCAAGCUGAUUGACGACAUCAAUCAGCUUGUUGCGGGGAAGAAAGACAUGCGUGAUGAAAUAGUGAAGAACCCUAUGCAUACCUUUGAGAGAUGCAGUGGUUAUUUUUUCAGCGGGGAGUACAUGCCUUCCAAGAAGCUCGAUGUAUUUCUUAGUGGGAUUAAAGUUGUACGCAGAAAUUUCACGCUCAUGAGCAAGGGGAAGGCCACGAGUGGGAAUGUUAAGAACCCGAACUAGGCCUUCAGUCGUAGACUAAUCUCAUGACCAACAACAAGACUUGAGAACUCUUGAGAUUCAAUACCCAUGAACUGCAUGUUUGCAUAGAAAUACCUAACAGCGAGAGGACAUGGAUGCAGAGGGAAGGACUGAAGAAGAGACCCCCAUCAAAGGUUGUUGAUGUUGUGCAUCACAUGAAUAUCAAACUCUCGAAACUAUACAGGUUCGUCAAUGAUUUUAGUGCGAAGAGAACGAGAAGCAAACAAUCUAUAGAACCGAUCACGAUUCCUUUCCCAGGGGUCAUUAACAUACUUGUUUACAAAGGUUUUGUUAACACCAUGAAGUCUUGGAAGGGGGAUGUUUCCAACCAUGUUUGGGGUAGAGAACGGAAACAAAGCAAAGAAUGAAAGGGUAAAGAGAUU